AUGAAAUCGAUUGGGUACUUUCGAGGAUACAAGGUGGGAUUGGCGAUGGUGGAGAUCGGGGUCGUUUCUGGUGGUUAUGAUGUUAAGGGAUCUUCUGAUCUGGCCAAUGAGGAGUGUGACAACUUGGCUCUGGGAUCUAUGGUUGUAACUGGAGACUCCCACCACACAAAUAUGGAGAUUUCCUUCCUUUCUAUGGUCAUGUGUACAAAGAGAAGAGGGGGACAAAAGGGAAACGACGGAUUAUUUCGACACUCUACAAGAAUCGGAAAAGGGCUAUUCUCGGAACCUUAUUGGGAGGUGCAUGAACCCGGGGAUUCAGGACUUGAAUGCGUUGCUGUUUAUGCUUCCAAGAAUCUGGAAGGUGGAGGACAGAGUGGCUGGGCAGAUUUGGGGAUGCACAAGGAGGACAAGCAUGAUGAAAGAGCGUCGAGCUAUAGAGGAGUUUUACAGAGCAAAGGGGAUCUUAGUACGGCUAACUCCAAUCUGAAACGGGCUUCGGAGGUACCUCUGAAAGGCAAAGUCAUAAUGUCAGAGUCACUGAAAAGAAGAAUGGCUAAUUCAAAUGACAACCGGUUGGGAGGGGAUAAGCCAGGAGGCUUCAUGAUGGCAACUAAGCCUUCCACAACAGGAGAAAUGAAACAUCGUCUUCGUGGUCCCUCACGAGGUAGUAUUCAGGUUAACAAAGGAGCUAUUUUGCAACAACAAGAAACUGGAGAAGAGGCUCUUAUCGGGAGUUCAAAAUAUAUCGGCUCCGGGCAAUCAAAUAGUCUUACUCACCAUUCCGCGAAGAAGGCGUUAGGGGAAUGA
Thlaspi arvense is the source of this 807-nucleotide messenger RNA. The record is from the annotation of a GenBank genome assembly. NCBI's taxonomy places the organism in Eukaryota, Viridiplantae, Streptophyta, Magnoliopsida, Brassicales, Brassicaceae.